GGUUCCGGGUUCCCGGAGAGCCUGAGGGGGGCAAGGUGGCUGCCGCUCGCGAGUCGUCCGUCGUCGUCGUUUUCUCCGCCGGGGAGCCCCUGAGCAGGCCGGGAGAGCAGCUGCAGAUAUGGAUAACAGGCAUGAAGAGAAAGAUGGGACACUGUGUGCAACAUCACAAGAGAAGAUAAAAGCCAGAGAGAGAGAGAAGAAAAAGCGAAAACGUAGCAGAAGCAGGUCAUCCUCCAUUUCUUCCACUACGUCUUCUAAUUCUUCAACAUCCUCCUCUUCAAGUUCUUCUUCGAGGUCUUCCACCUCACGUAGCAGAAGCAGUUCAACUAGUACAGAUUCUCCCAAAUCAAAAUCAAAGAAGAGGAAAAAGGAAAAACACAACAAAAAGAAGAGGAAAAAAGAUAAGCUGAAGAAAAAGAAAGAAAAGAAAAAAAAGAAAGAAAAGUCAGGACCCGUACAGCUUUCUAAGUACUUGAAAGAUAAAAAGAAGAAUCAAAACUACAGUAUGAUCACAGGAAAGAAAAUUAAGAUGAAAAUAAAGAAGAGUAAAAAGGAUAAAGAGCGAGAUCGAAACCGUGCUGAACUUCUUGAUUUCUUAAACUCUGCUUUGUAGUGAAAGGGCUACUAAGCAAGGACCAAUAAAUCCGUCAACCUUUGUGGUUAUCCUGCUCCUCAAAGCAUUAAACACAAGCUUAGAGUGAGGGGGUGAAAGUACACUUCAUGUGUGCUGAGCUGAAGCUGUCCUGCUGUGAAGAUAAUUGAGACCUCCUUCACAACAGGCAAAGUAAAGAACUGACAACUUGCCACCAACAAAGAGCCAUAUUGCUGUUUUUGUGACCCUAACAGAACUAGGGUGAAUGCUGAAAAAUACUCUGAAGUGAGAUGACAUGAUUGAAUUUUGGCCUACUGUGAAUAACCCAAACUGCAUGCAGAAUACAACAUCGGUUGUCCUUUGUCGUUUUUCAUGUUAAAGCUGAAUACUUUGCAAAUCAGCUCUUUACAAAACAAGCGUACCUGUGUGUAUAUAGAUAUUUUUAGUAUUGAGGAUAUUUGUUUGUAAACAGCCGAAUACCUUUUUCUUUCUCAGUAGUGUGUAUUUUAGCAGAAUUAAUACAGUAGUACUUUUUAAAACAUUGUUUCUUCAGUGUAAUGUGUUUUCCUUUCAAAGUCGGUGACACCCUAAUGGCAGUUUAAUAACUCGGUGCUAGGCAUUUAAUUAAAAUCUGGCAUAAUCUAGCCAUUAUGUGAAUAUUCUGAAGCUAGCUUGCCUUGUGGUGUGGAGUUUACUCUUUUGUGUUGAUCACCACUGCUUGCUUUUUUGUAUGAUCGUCAAUAAUCUAUAUUCUAGCCUCUCCUACAGAGAGGUCUAUACACACUAUGAGAAUCCCAGUAGGCCAUCAACUUCAGUAGAGUUCAGCAGUAUGUCACACAGACCUCUGUACAGAGGACUGGUCAUGUAACAUGACCUCACAAUGUAUAGACUUCUAUUUUGAAAGAAAAUCCAAAUAAAAUCUGUUGCUUCUGAA
Molecule: messenger RNA, 1526 nt
Organism: Elgaria multicarinata webbii
Lineage: Eukaryota; Metazoa; Chordata; Lepidosauria; Squamata; Anguidae
Exons: 7
Coding region: 119-613 (164 amino acids)
Source: RefSeq, a predicted model, not a curated record